Schistocerca cancellata (South American locust) is the source of this 2408-nucleotide messenger RNA. Its product is annotated as putative fatty acyl-CoA reductase CG5065. Gene Ontology annotation, biological process: long-chain fatty-acyl-CoA metabolic process. Bases 273 to 2051 code for a protein of 592 amino acids. The transcript has 11 exons. The record is from RefSeq and is a predicted model, not a curated record. Gene Ontology annotation, cellular component: peroxisome. Lineage: Eukaryota; Metazoa; Arthropoda; Insecta; Orthoptera; Acrididae. Gene Ontology annotation, molecular function: alcohol-forming very long-chain fatty acyl-CoA reductase (NADP+) activity.
UAGUUUCAGGGACAGUAUGUGGUCGCUGUUCUGAAGGAGGAUGGCCUUGGGCGCGUUACGGAUUGUGACCAGAUAUUCGACAGCGCAACCUGACCUCAAAGGUAACGAGUACCACCGGCAAUUUCCAUGACACUUCAGGAAGAAAAUGACGAACAAUUAAAAGCAGAAGCCGCACCGGCGGCGGUCGGGUCCUGUCUUACGCUGAACUACCGUGGCCUUCACAGUCGCAGGGCAGUUAUAGCUAGCCAGGUACAGAGCAGUGCAGAGCCAGAAUGCCGUGCUGUGACAUCCAUCCCCGCGUAAUGACGCCAGAGGAGGAGGCGAGGGAGCUGGAGGAGCUCCCUGUGGACUGGCUGCCGCCAGGGGAACUGCAGCGGUGGAGUGAGGUGGCUGACUUCUACGACGGCGCCUCCAUCCUCCUCACAGGCGCCACCGGAUUCAUUGGCACCCUCAUACUCGAGAAGUUGCUGCGCUCCUGCCCCGGCGUCUCCACGGUCUACGUGCUCAUCAGGGACAAGAAGGGCGUGCCGCUGCAGGAGCGACUACGUUCUCAUCUGGAGAAACUGAUCUUCAGCAGUGCUCGCCAGGCAUGCCCUGACUACCUGCGUAAGGUGGUACCCAUAGCGGGAGACUGCACUCAGCCGGGACUGGGGAUCAGCCCUGCAGACGCUACUUUGCUCACCAGCAAGGUGUCUGUCGUCUUCCACGUGGCUGCCGCUGUGCGGUUCGAUGCGGACCUGCGGACCGCCACCCUCACUAACGUGGCAUCCACCUGCGAGGUCAUCGCACUUGUCAAGCGCAUGAUCAACCUCAAGGCUUUUGUCUACAUGUCAACGGCAUAUUCGAAUGCCCCAAGGGAUGAAAUUGAUGAGGAGUUCUAUCCCCCAGCACUGAAUGCUGAAGAGCUACUGAAGCUGCUCAACAUCAUGGGCGACGAGCAACUGGCGCAGUUACUGCCUCUGAUAUUGGGUGAUUGGCCCAACACCUAUACCUUCACAAAAGCAGUGGCCGAGGAUGUAAUACGCACUCACGCUGCUGGACUACCCGCCUCAGUUAUCAGGCCUUCCAUUGUGAUGGCUACGAACAAGGAGCCAGUGGCAUUCUGGUGGGGAACAUGUAUGGACCCAGCGCGAUUGUGGUCGGGGGUGCACUGGGAAUUCUGCACACCACGCAAUCGGACGAAGACGCAAUGGCGGAUAGUGUGCCAGCUGAUAUGGUCGCCAACGCAACCAUCGCCUGCGCCUGGGACACCUGAGGCGGAGAACCUCGAGCGAUGGCGUGCGGGGAUCCAUCAGUUGUCCACUACAGCACGUCACCAACACGCCACGCCGCCCAACGGCCAAAUCAACGAGGCCCGCCAACAACGAGACCACACCUCCGUGCCGGGGCGGAAGGCAAAAACACCACCAGCUCGGUACAGACACACCAGGCAAGAUCUGACACAACUGCCAGCACCUCGGCCGCUCGUCUACAACUGUGUAUCGACUGCUCGCCAUCCAAAGUCCUGGGGUACCAUAUUAAAAGAUGGACGUUAUGCCACAAAUUUUCCCAGCAUCAAAAAUAUCUCUCCCUCCUACGGCUUCAUGUUCAAACAGAAGUCGGCAUAUGUCGUCGUAGCCGUCCUCUUGCACCUAAUUCCAGCCAUGAUUGUAGACACUUUUCUGUGUCUCAAGGGGAGGGAACCAAUACUAUGGAAUGUGUACUCGCGUGUUCAUGCAGUCAUGCAGGCUCUGGAGAAAUUCGCCACUAGAGAGUGGACUUUCAAAGACGACAACAUGGUGGCCAUGCUGGGCCGUCUGGGAGAAGCCGACCGCAAGCUCUUUCCCUGUGACAUAGUAGACGUUGACUUAGAGUGGCAUCAUAAAAACUGUGUGCGUGGAUUGCGCCUUUACAUCUUGAAUGAGAGCUUCGACAACUUGGAAGCAGCCAAGAAGAAAUAUUUUUGGUUGACAGUUCUGCACUACACAGUAAUUACCAUAAUGAGUUCGCUGCUGCUACUGAUGCUGUGGCGGAUUCUCGGUGCCCAGAUAGGACUGAGACACCCACACUGAUGUACGACUGCACAAACAAACCCUUGAGUUCGUUUAAGCAAGCCAUUUCGACAGCCCAUCAAUAAUCAAGCACAAAAUGUGAUUCAAGUCCACAGUCUAAAUAACUUUAGACGUCAGUUCACAUCUGUACUGAUCUAUUGUAGGGUUAUUCCUUUAUUUAUAAUAUUUUCAUAGUCUAAAUGUAAAUCACCACAACUCUGUUCGUUCUACUAUUAACUACGUUGUUUUAAUUGUUAUUAUCGUUUAUUACUUUUUGUCUGCGUAGAGUACAAUGAGUUUUAUUUUUUUGUAUCAACCACCAGAUUGCCUCUAAUGAUACUUGUCUUGGUAUAACAUACUUCUUCCUGUCUCCUUUAU